Molecule: messenger RNA, 1167 nt
Organism: Rotaria sp. Silwood2
Lineage: Eukaryota; Metazoa; Rotifera; Eurotatoria; Philodinida; Philodinidae
Source: the annotation of a GenBank genome assembly
AUGUGUCAAUAUGAAAUUAUUUAUUAUCAUUCAAAUCAUUCAUCUUUAAAUGAAAUUUUUGAUGAUUAUUAUCAGUUAUAUGAAUAUGACCCUACUAAUUUGACCUGUUAUACUCAUUUACAAUGUAAUCGUGGUCCGUUUCCAGCAUGUUUAGAUUGGAGUGAAAUAUGUGAUGGACAAGUGGAUUGUAUCGAUGAUAACUUUGAUGAAGAAUAUUGUUGGCAACUUGAAAUAAAUGAAUGUAAUGAUAAUGAAUAUCGAUGUACUAAUGGACAAUGUAUACCACGAUCGUUUUUUCGAGAUGAUGAUAAUACUCCUGAUUGUCUUGAUGGUUCUGAUGAAGUUCUAAACUAUGCUAGGACAGUUAAAUCAAGCAUGUAUCAAUGUAUAAAUUCAGUCAAAUGUAUUUCAGUAAAUUGCCUGAUGAAUGCUUGGCACGAUUGUCCUUACGGAGAUGACGAAAACCUAACGCAAAUCAUUCACGCUAACUUAACAGAACUUUUAAAAAAUCAUUUCAAAUGUGAAAUAACAAACACGUACAUAGAUCAAUCGCUUGUCCAAGAUGGAUAUUGCGAUUGCUCAUUUGAAGAUGAAGAUUGGUGUGAAGAUGAAGAUUUGAAUAUGUACUAUAUUAGAAAUAAUAUUUCAUUUCCAACUAUUUGUGAUGGAUUUAUUGAACUAACUCCAAUAACUAUCGACGGAAAAAAUGAAACAGAUGAAACUGAAUGUGAACAAUGGUCAUGCAAUAAUAUUUAUACUCGUUGUGAUGGCCUAUGGAAUUGUCUACGUGGUGAAGACGAAAUUGGUUGUGAUGCAUCUUCAACAUUAAAUUGCUUUUCAAAUCAUCACAAAUGUGUUUCACCUGAGACAAAUCAACUUAUAUGUCUAUCUAUUGACAAAGCAAAUGAUGGUAAGAUCGAUUGUCUUGGCGCCACUGAUGAGCCAACAUUAUGUCAAAGGAACUAUAAAGCAAAAGUUAACGAAAAUUUCUACUGCAUGAAAAAUAACCAAAAAGCAUGUAUUUCUUCUGUAGUGCUAUGUAAUGAUCACAUAUAUUGUGAUUAUGAUGAUGAUGAAAAAUUUUGUGUAAACUAUCGCUCAAAUAUUUCUUCUGAUGAGAAUACUUUUGAUUCAUAUUCUUGUAUUACUCGUUCUGAUGUUGAGUAA